Racocetra persica is the source of this 624-nucleotide messenger RNA. Lineage: Eukaryota; Fungi; Glomeromycota; Glomeromycetes; Diversisporales; Gigasporaceae. The record is from the annotation of a GenBank genome assembly.
CUGAAAUUCGACAAUCUGAAAUAGAUUCAGAGUUUCUAGUUCUGAGUCAAAAAAAUAAUACUGAUUUAUUUUAUACUGUCAAUGUUGAAAUUUGUGCAGUAGCUGCAAAGUACAAUAUUGGAUCGUUAAAUUUUUAUCAAUCAUUAAUGCCUUAUGAUCAUGCAAUUUUUGCAUAUAUUGCAUCUGGACUUUUGUCAAAUGAUCAUUCCUUUUAUGCAUCACUACAUGCUUGUACAAAUAAUAAACCUGAAGAUCUUAGAUAUAAAAUGCAAUUGAAUAAUGUGUCUCAAGAAAGUAACAAAAUCUGGGAAACAGAAAUACUAGAUGUUAAUUCAACUACUUUGGAACAUAACUCUGCUUCUUUUAACUCAUUUCUUGAAAUUAUCAAACAUGAUUAUGAAAAUUGUACUAAAGCUAAAUCUGUUCCAGCACUGACAUCAUUUCUUUAUGAUAUUAAUCGUAAUGUUGAUCCACUUGCACGAGUAAAAAGUGGAGCAAAAAUUCGUGUGCAAGUUAAAUCAAUAAAGCGCCGAAAAACUAGUAAUAAUGAUAAAGAAAAUAUUGAUCAAUAUAUUAUUUCUGCACGGAAAGUUAGAGCAAAAGACAAAAAAGCACACAAUAUUA